Messenger RNA from Cyphellophora attinorum, 1086 nucleotides. RefSeq lists its product as uncharacterized. Lineage: Eukaryota; Fungi; Ascomycota; Eurotiomycetes; Chaetothyriales; Cyphellophoraceae. The record is from RefSeq and is a predicted model, not a curated record. Gene Ontology annotation, molecular function: hydrolase activity. The transcript has 2 exons. Bases 1 to 1086 code for a protein of 361 amino acids.
AUGGCUAAAUUAAUGAUAGUCUUCCAACUGCCGGUUCAGCUCAUUCGAGAACGCUACGUACUGCCUCAUGAGAAGCGUUCUCCGUUCUGCCAGAAUGCAACCUUCUUCCAAGAUCUUGUCAUCCGAGGCGUGCGAUAUGCUUUCGCAUAUAUUCCGGCAAAGAUUGGACGAGUCUUCUUCUCGAAAUGGGUCGCAUAUCCAUUCUUUCGGUUUCGUUUACUUCGACAUGGUUAUUUGCGGAGCCCGAUCUUCUUUCAGGAAGUCGUCAGACGCGGUGUGAGGGGACUAUGGAUCAUCCCUGAUGAGACGAAAGAUCCUGGUGUUAUCAUCUAUUAUUGCCAUGGUGGUGGUUUCUCCAUGGGUUCGUCCUUCUUCUACCUGGAAUUCUUGAUCGCUUGGAUCACCCGGCUCAAGGAAGCAGGUUUUCGCAACCCAGCUUGCUUCGCCCUUGAAUACACGCUGGUCCCGGACGAGCGGUGGCCCAAGCAAUUCAAUGAGACUCGAGCUGGAUUCGACUUUCUCCGCGAAUCUUUUGGUGAAGGCAGCGCAGCGAAGAUAGUCGUAAGCGGCGAUUCAGCUGGUGCAACGUUGAUGCUCAGUAUGCUGCUGCAGCCCGGAUCCCUUGAUCAGGAGCCAAAGUUCAAUGAGUCGGAACGGCCUGCCCUAGCGGUUUUGCUUUCGCCAUGGACUCACCUGAUCUCAGAGCUUAAUCAAAACACACCCAGCGACUACUUGGACAAGGAUAGUCUGCAUCUUUACGCUCACCAAUACGGUGGUGAUGGUGCCAAGAGUGAUCAAGUGAUCUCUCCGGGGUUAUGCAUCUCCCGUUGGAAGCGCGCAUCGCCACUGCAUGGGUACCGCAUCAUAUAUGGCGCAGAAGAAGUAUUUGCUCGUGGAAUUGAAGAGACCGUGGAAAACAUCCGCAAAGACGGCGCGGCAGCGAAAGCGCACAGGCUGGAAGCUGGGAUACAUGCCUGGCCGGUCGUCAACCUAUUUCUUGGGGCAAAUAGUGAUGAACGCUUGACUGGACUGGACUUGAUGGUCGACUGUAUGGUAUCGUCAGAGAUGGCUCCAAAAAAGCAGUAG